AUGUUGCUCCACUUAGCUACUCUAACAUUAAUUUUAUUGAAUGAAGUGAAAAGUGAUUUUAUUAGUGAGGGCACAUGGAAGGAUAUGAAAAACGCUUCCAUAGACAACCCAGAAGAAUACUGCAAGAACAAGAAUUGCAUAGUGAAGUGUUGUCCAGAUGGCCAUGUUAUAAAAAUAAGAUUCGGCAAUUUUUUAUGUCAUCCUUUAAGGAUAGAUUACUCUGAGUUUAACAAAAACAUUACAUGGGAUGAUUCGUUGCGUAAAACAAAUGUAUCUUACUUUCACUUUAUACAAAACGACCGAUUCUCGGAUCUAAACCCAGAAUUGUCAUUUAAAUUUGAGUUGUUAAAGAAUGGGUCAAUGAUGGUGGAUGGAUCUGUCAAAGAGAGAUUGUCAUUCUGUGUGGACUUCCUUUCAUGGAAAAGAAACACCAAACAUAAGCUUGUUUUUCAAUUGAACCCAGAGCCCGAACAAGAUGAGGAUGCUAAAAAUCUGUUCAAUGUCGCAGGAAUGCUGAUAUCAUCGUUUUUCAUGUGUCUGGUGUUGGUGGUGUACGCCUUACUACCAAAUCUACAAAACAUAGCAGGCAAGGUGCUGAUGGCAUACUUGUUUUCGCUGAGUGUCGGUUAUAUAUUAAGAGCUCUGCAAAUUCUAGAUUUUGUAUCGACUUUAACCGUUUCGUUUUCAUGUUCCGAGUUAAGUCCAGCGUUCUACUAUUUCUUAUUAUCCAGUUUCUUUUGGCUUAAUAUUAUGUCAUUUGACUUAUUUUGGACUCUUAGAGGUCAACGAAAAUGUCGUGACAUUCAUCGUCAAGGCGAGGGUGUAAAAUUCUUUUAUUACAGUAUUUAUGCCUGGGGUACUCCUUUACUAAUAACAUUGUUGGUUAUCAUCGUUGAAAAGCAAGAGCUAUAUAGUGAUAGUAAAUAUGAACCUCCUUUUUCCAACUGUUUUGCAGAUGGGUUCUCAAGUCGACUCUAUAUGCUUCUGCCUAUUGGAAUAAUGACUUUAAUCAACUGUGUCCUCUUUUCGAUGACUGUUUACAAUAUAUGGCUGAUCAAACGCAAUGUUGUUAGCAAUAACGAGUCAAGGAACACUAAGAAGCAACAAAACAGAUUUGUGAUAUACAUCAAAUUAUUUAUAUUAAUGGGUGUCAGUUUUACGCUCGAACAAUUCCCGAUGGCCGGUUUGGUGUGCUACAUUCUUCUAAAUUCUAUGAUAGUACUCUCUGGAGUUUUCAUGUUCUACAUGUUCGUGUGUAAGAAAAACAUUAUUCUAAUGCUGUGUAAAAGAUUUAACAUACAAAACAGGUUCGUGGACCGACACCGCCCAUCUAAUUAUUCUUGUGUGGAAUCUAGUAAAUGCAGUCAGAUUAAAAGUCGCUACUCUCAGAAAUCCUCCGUAAAAAGCGUGGAAUCAAGUACUUUGACGACAGAAAUAUAA
This is a messenger RNA of Arctia plantaginis, 1440 nucleotides long. The record is from the annotation of a GenBank genome assembly. NCBI's taxonomy places the organism in Eukaryota, Metazoa, Arthropoda, Insecta, Lepidoptera, Erebidae.